GGGGGCGCUAGCGCGGGAGGACUGGGCCGGGGUCCGCGCGCGUGCGGUGGCGCGGCCGAGCGUGGGUGCCCGGGUCGCGGUCCUCAGUGAGAGUGACUCGGCCUGUGACGCGGGCGCGUUCCUUCCUCUUCCUCUUCCUCCGCGGCCCCGCCUUCCUUCCCUCCGCCCAUCUCCCGCCGCGGAGGAGCCGCCGCCAGCCGCGCCGUCAUGUCGGCCCCCGCCGGGUCCCCUCACCCGGCCGCCGGCGCCCGGAUGCCGCCCAAGCUCGGCGGAGUAGUCCCCGGCCUGGCGCCGCCGCAGCAGAACGGUCCAGCACAGAGUCAAAUGCAAGUUCCAUCUGGGUAUGGGUUGCCUCAUCAAAACUAUAUGGCCUCCUCAGGACAUUACUCUCAAGGACCUGGGAAAAUGGCUUCCUUGCCAUUGGAUAACCAGUGCGAUAAUUACUACUCUCGUCCAUAUACAGUACCAACACAAAAUGUGGGGACUCCCAGCUCAGUAAACCAACCAGGAGCACAGCAGAUGUAUGGCAGAGGUCCUUCUGUCCCUCACAUGGGGGGACCCACGCCAGGAUCUUUCCAAGGAGCUCCAGCAUCAGCAUCCCACUCAUCUACGAGUGUCUCCCAGCCCUAUUCCUCUCUUGGGAAUCGCUACAGUAGUCCUGCCGCGUACUCUGCCAACGCUUCUGUCGCUUCUCAGGGAUAUCCCUCCACCUGUAGUCAUUAUCCCAUCUCAACUGUGUCGAAUGUUGUGUAUCCUAAUGUUUCAUAUCCCUCACUGCCUGCCAGUGAGCCAUAUGGGCAGAUGUUUACCUCACAGAAUGCUCCUCCACCUGCCAGGCCACUUAAAGAGCCAUACUCUGGCCCAAGCACAGCUAUUACCUACCCAUCGAGACCUCCACCUCCGCCUUCCCAGCAGCAGCAGCAGCAGCAGAGUCAUUCAGGAUACAGUUCUCUAUCAUGGUCAGGUCCAGGCCUUCCACCAGCUCAAGACAGCCUCAUCCGAAACCAGAUGGGAUCCUUGGCUACAGCCAACAGCCACCCAACAAAUAACGAAAAUGUCCAACUUACCAAGUCCAGCUCUGUAGUAUCCACAGUUUUGCCAGGACCCUCAUCAACAAGAAUGCCACCUGCUCCAAGUCACCCAGUUGGGCCUGUGCCGUCCAUUCCACCACCCCCAGAGCAAAUGCAGACAAAAGGCAUGCAGUAUGGUGACUAUGUUAAUAAUCAAGCUAGCUCCACACCAACUCCCUUGUCAUCAGCUUCCGAUGAUGAGGAAGAGGAGGAUGAGGAUGAGGAAGCAGGUGUAGACAGCUCUUCUACCACGAGCAGCGCUUCACCCUUGCCCAACAGUUACGACGCCUUGGAAGGAGGCAGCUACCCAGAUAUGCAUUCUUCUUCAGCAAGCAGCCCUGUUCCAGAUCGUGCCCUGGAACCUAACUCCUCCCUCGCCCAGGCUCUGUCUGCAGCCCCCACUCCCGCUGCUGCUCAGCCAGCAAAGGUAGCAAAGCCCUUUGGCUAUGGCUACCCAACUCUGCAGCCUGCCUAUCAGAAUGCAGCACCACCACCCACCCCUGCAGCACAUCCCAGUGGCCCUGUGUAUUCUGGAUAUCCCCAGCAUUACCCAGGGGUGAACCAGCUGUCCUCAGGUCUAGGAGGACUAAGCCUUCAGAGUUCUCCACAGCCAGAAAGCCUAAGACCUGUAAACCUCACCCAGGAGAAGAAUAUCUUACCUGCAACACCUAUUUGGGCUCCUGUACCCAACUUGAGUGCAGAACUCAACAAGUUAAACUGUAGCCCAGAUUCCUUUCGAUGUACCUUGACCAGUAUCCCACAGACACAGGCUUUACUGAAUAAAGCUAAGCUUCCUUUAGGAUUGUUGUUGCAUCCCUUCAGAGACCUGACGCAAUUGCCAGUGAUAACCUCAAACACCAUUGUGAGGUGCCGGUCCUGUCGGACGUACAUCAACCCGUUCGUGUCCUUCAUCGAUCAGCGGAGAUGGAAGUGCAACCUGUGCUAUAGAGUUAAUGAUGUUCCAGAAGAGUUUUUGUACAACCCCCUGACUCGGUCUUACGGAGAGCCUCAUAAACGGCCGGAAGUUCAGAAUUCCACUGUGGAGUUCAUCGCUUCCUCAGACUACAUGCUCCGGCCUCCUCAGCCUGCUGUCUACUUGUUUGUUUUAGAUGUAUCUCACAACGCAGUAGAAGCUGGGUAUUUGGCAGUUUUAUGCCAGUCCUUAUUAGAAAACUUAGACAAGCUUCCUGGAGAUUCACGAACAAGAAUAGGAUUCAUGACUUUUGACAGCACCAUUCAUUUCUACAAUCUACAGGAAGGAUUAUCCCAGCCUCAGAUGUUGAUUGUAUCUGAUAUAGACGAUGUUUUUCUGCCCACGCCGGAUAGUCUGCUUGUGAAUCUGUAUGAAAGUAAAGAGCUUAUAAAAGACUUAUUGAACGCAUUACCAAAUAUGUUCAUCAAUACCAGAGAAACGCAUAGUGCCCUUGGACCUGCACUUCAGGCUGCCUUCAAACUAAUGUCUCCCACGGGUGGCCGAGUGUCUGUAUUUCAGACACAGUUACCUUCCUUGGGGGCAGGACUUCUGCAGUCCAGAGAAGAUCCAAAUCAGAGGUCAAGUACCAAGGUGGUGCACCAUCUUGGCCCUGCAACCGAUUUUUAUAAGAAGCUUGCUUUAGACUGCUCAGGACAGCAAACUGCAGUGGAUUUGUUCCUUCUGAGUUCACAGUAUUCUGACCUUGCUUCUCUGGCUUGCAUGUCCAAGUACUCUGCAGGGUGCAUAUUCUACUAUCCAUCUUUCCACUCUACCCACAAUCCUUCGCAAGCAGAAAAGUUACAAAAAGACCUGAAACGGUACCUCACUAGGAAGAUUGGAUUUGAAGCUGUCAUGAGAAUAAGAUGCACUAAAGGACUUUCAAUGCAUACUUUCCACGGGAACUUCUUUGUCCGUUCCACUGACUUACUGUCUCUUGCCAACAUUAAUCCUGACGCUGGAUUUGCAGUACAGCUAUCAAUUGAAGAAAGUCUGACAGAUACUUCCUUAGUGUGCUUUCAGACAGCCCUGUUGUACACAUCAAGCAAAGGCGAACGGAGAAUUCGGGUGCAUACACUGUGCUUACCAGUUGUAAGUUCGCUCGCUGAAGUUUAUGCAGGAGUAGAUGUGCAAGCUGCCAUCUGCCUUCUGGCCAACAUGGCUGUGGACCGCUCAGUGUCCUCGAGCCUGUCGGAUGCCAGGGAUGCCUUGGUGAAUGCAGUGGUGGACCCGCUGUCCGCCUACAGCUCAGCAGUGUCGGGUGGGCCCCGCUCCACCCUGACAGCACCAAGCUCACUGAAGCUGCUCCCGCUCUAUGUUUUGGCACUUCUCAAACAGAAAGCAUUCAGAACAGGUACAAGCACGCGCCUGGAUGACCGUGUGUAUGCCAUGUGUCAGAUGAAGUCGCAGCCACUUGUGCAUCUAAUGAAGAUGAUCCAUCCCAACUUAUACAGGAUAGACAGGCUGACAGACGAGGGCGCCAUCCAUGUUAAUGACAGGGUAGUACCUCAGCCACCUCUUCAGAAACUGUCUGCAGAGAAACUGACCAGAGAAGGCGCUUUCCUCAUGGACUGUGGCUCAGUUUUCUACAUUUGGAUUGGCAAAGGCUGUGACAAUAACUUCAUAGAGAAUGUGCUUGGGUGUCCUGAUUUUGCAUCAGUACCACAGAAAAUGACACAGCUUCCAGAGCUAGACACACUUCCAUCAGAAAGAACUAGAUCCUUUGUGACUUGGCUUAGAGACAGCCGACCAUUAAGCCCUGUCCUGCACAUGGUAAAAGAUGAGAGUCCUGCCAAAACAGAUUUUUUCCAGCAUUUGAUUGAAGACCGCACGGAAGCCGCGUUCUCCUAUUACGAGUUUCUCAUUCACAUCCAGCAGCAGAUUUGUAAGUGAGGGAAACAGCCGAGUCAGACGGACGCUCCUCAGCAGGUGGAGCUCCAUCCAUCAGAAGCACACAGGGGACUUGAGACACGACCGACGUAUUUGCUGUUAGAAGACACAAUGCACAUCACUCUGUCUGAGGCCUGGGCCAGAGAUUACGGAAGAGAGAGAGAGACAGAGCAGAGCCCUCCCAGGACACUGCCACAGCCAUCGGAUGGAGUCGGUUUCUGCGCACUCUCAGGAGAGCAGCAGUGCUUUUCUGCCAGCCAGCAGGCCUGAGGACCGUGGAAUGACAUGUCACAAUCUAAAACCAGAUGAAGUCACCAUACAAUUAACAUUUCUGGACUUGAACUCUGACAAGAGAUGCCAAAGGGCAGCGGUACUGUGGUACUCGUUUGUAUGAAUUACUUUUUAACAGGAAUGAUUCAUGUUCAUUAAAUGAAUUCAACAUUUUCCCUGUAAAGACAAUAGAGUUUCAGUACACGAACUAUAGAACAAUAUAUAUAAUGUACAUAAGUGUUACAUUUGUAAAGAAAAUGUAAAAUGUAACUAAGGAUAUGAAUUGCUUCCACUGUGCUGCAUUGUUGGAUGACAGCUCUGUCAGUGAGGGAAUGAGAUUGACUAAUGCAUAUUAUGAAUGAAGUCCACAGAAGAAACAGGAAACUUUGUAAUUCUGUUAAAUCUUUUAUGUGGAUUUAUUUAUGAUCAGCCUACUAAUUAAAAAUAUUUUGCUUGACAGUUGGUUUGGUGGUUUGUUUGUUUGUUUGUAGAAGUUUUUUGGUUUUGGUGGUAUUGGAGAUAUUUUUUAAACAGUAGGAAUCUUAAAUUUGCUGCUUGGAGAAAAUGCAAUACCAAGUUUCAUUCAUCAGUGAAUGAAUACAUUGUCAUUAGUUUGUGGGAACUACCAAGUGAUUACUGUUUGUAUUCUAAAAACAUGAUGUCAUUUUCAGAAUACAUUUAAUGACUAAGCAUAAUCUAAAUCUCAUUUAAAUUAAGGAUUUUUUUUCCUACCUAUUUGUAAUGAGGAUUUUUUAAGAACAUGUGACUUUCCUUUUUAAUUGACUUGACAAUUAUCAUAUUGAACUCUGAGAGAUUUUUGUUCUGAUCAAGAAUUCUGUCAUUCACAGCAGGUUAUUUGCUAUAAAAAUUGAUGAUGAUCCAUUGGA
Arvicanthis niloticus (Nile rat) is the source of this 5087-nucleotide messenger RNA. It is a transcript of the gene Sec24b, whose product is annotated as SEC24 homolog B, COPII component. Gene Ontology annotation, cellular component: COPII vesicle coat; endoplasmic reticulum exit site. Gene Ontology annotation, biological process: endoplasmic reticulum to Golgi vesicle-mediated transport; COPII-coated vesicle cargo loading; intracellular protein transport. Gene Ontology annotation, molecular function: zinc ion binding; SNARE binding. NCBI's taxonomy places the organism in Eukaryota, Metazoa, Chordata, Mammalia, Rodentia, Muridae. The record is from RefSeq and is a predicted model, not a curated record.